Molecule: messenger RNA, 348 nt
Organism: Tremella mesenterica DSM 1558
Lineage: Eukaryota; Fungi; Basidiomycota; Tremellomycetes; Tremellales; Tremellaceae
Exons: 2
Coding region: 1-348 (115 amino acids)
Source: RefSeq, a predicted model, not a curated record
AUGCCCAUUGAGUCCGCAGAACCCAUCGAGUCCGAAGAAUCCAUCAAAGAGCCUAUCAAGCCAAUUGAGUGGGAGAUCACGGAACCCAUGCCCAUCAAGUCCGCAGAACCCAUUGCCAUCAAGUCUGCACCUACCGAGAGUGUUAAGACCUGUCCCCAGCGAAAGGUUGUCCCGGAUGUGGAGACAGGGUCAGAACCCAUUGCCAUCAAGUCUGCACCUACCGAGACGAAAGGUUGUCCGGAUGUGGAGACAGGGUGGACAGCAGAAGUUUACAGCAAGCUUGGUCUACGACUGGCGGGAGUAGACCGUAGUGCUGGUGCAAAGGUCGACAGAAGAUGUAUCGAGUAG